AUGCGAGCAAUAAGCAUUGAGAUCGUGCAUAGUCUAACCACAAACUCAUGCCUAAUGGGCUUAAGACGCCAUAUAUCGCGCCGAGGCACACCAAAGGAAAUAUAUAGCGAUAACGGGACUAAUUUUCGAGGGACCGAUGCCUUUCUUAAAGACAAAUUUCAUCUGGAUGAUGCGAUGAUGCAUCGAGAAUUGUCGCAGCAGGAAAUAUCGUGGUACUUCAACCCACCGUCAGCUCCUCACAUGGGAGGAGCCUGGGAGCGCUUGGUGCGUUCCGUCAAAACCGUGUUAUACCAGGUGGAAAUGACGGUCAACUCCAGGCCCCUGACAUACGUGUCCCUGGACGACGAAGAUCAAGAAGCUCUUACGCCAAAUCAUCUGUUGCUUGAACAAAUCGACUAUAAAUGGUCGUUCCGCCAGAGUGAGAUGUUCGCCAACCUAUUUUGGAAGCGCUGGGUCAAAGAGAUGCUACCAAGCAUAACACGAAGGUCCAAGUGGCAUAAAAAAGUAAAGCCAAUUGGUGUAGGCGACAUCGUACUUAUAGUGGACGAAAAUCAGCGUCGUAAUACCUGGACAAAGGGUCGAGUGGUCGAACUGACCACCGCAGAGGAUGGUCAAGUCCGCCAGGCGAAGAUGAACAAUUUGUUGGCAUCACAAGACGAAGACGAAUUAGACGACGAAGUAGAUGAUGAAAUAGACGACGAGACAGAUAAUGAGUCGGUAGCUACAGAGAGGAACGUAGCAACAGAGAAUAAUUUGAGGAACAUACCGCACGAGAGAGCAAGCGAGAACAACAACGAUGAGUACAGAAGAAUAAACGAAGAGAUAGAAUGA
Molecule: messenger RNA, 831 nt
Organism: Drosophila willistoni
Lineage: Eukaryota; Metazoa; Arthropoda; Insecta; Diptera; Drosophilidae
Exons: 3
Coding region: 1-831 (276 amino acids)
Molecular function (GO): nucleic acid binding
Source: RefSeq, a predicted model, not a curated record